CUCCUCCCGGCUGCUUCCGUUGCUUCUUACCAGUGCAUCUAACUUCGAUUGUCUGGCCAAUCAUCGUAGUAGCCGACUACCACCCUGGUCAGCCGCUUAUCUCGUCCUUCGGGGGACCAGGCGACACCACACAAGGUAUCCUGCUCAACAACCGGUACCAUAAAAACUUACCGCCCUCUUCAAUAUGUCGACUGAAAAGGAAAUGAACCCUGCGGAGGUGGAGCAGGAGGAACACGACACUAACUAUCAGCCACCGCCGCAGAAGACGAUCGAGGAAAUCAUGGCCGCCGAUGCCGAGGACGAAAGCUUGCGAAAGUACAAGGAAGCGUUGCUUGGCGAAGCGCAGGCUGAGAAAAUAGUAUUCGAUGAAUCAGACUCCCGAAAAGUGAUCGUCAAAAAGCUCGCCCUCAUCGUUGCCGAUCGCGAUCCCAUGGAGCUUGAUUUGACUGGGGAUUUGACGAAGCUGAAAAAAAAUGUGUUCGUAAUUAAAGAGGGUAUUCAGUAUAAAAUUCGCAUCGAUUUUGUCGUUCAGCGAGAAAUAGUACACGGACUGAAGUAUGUUCAGAAAACCUACCGAAUGGGUGUCCCAGUUGACAAAAUGGUGCAAAUGGUCGGUUCCUAUCCACCGAAGAAGGAAAUCCAAAGUUACACGACCCCGUUCGAGGAAGCCCCAUCCGGUAUGAUGGCCCGUGGUACCUACUCCGUCACCUCCCUGUUCACCGAUGACGAUAAGAACGAGCACCUGAAGUGGGACUGGAGCUUUGAAAUCAAAAAAGACUGGCAGUAAAAUGCAAAUUCCCGUGCACCACCCUCAUUGCUCGCAAUUCCUCACACGAACAACUACCCCCUCCUCUCCUUUCCCAUACUCGUUCUUCACAUACACACACGAACAAACACUACAAGCGAGCGCAAUAAAACAAAGCAUAUAUAUACAGUAGAUGGAUAGAGUAUUUCGAGCAUAUUAGAUGAGGAAGAAGCUGGGUAAGGAACUUUGAAUGCGUAUCAGUGUGGCAUAGCUAAUACACAGGUGCAAGGCGAAAUCCUUUGAAGGAACACUGGAUAUGUUUAGUGAGUACGGUGGAAUCUAGUAGAGCGACAAAAAAGCGGGCCAAAAUGCGAUUCGAGGAGCAACAGGAAAUGAUUUCCUUUACCACUGUCGGCGUUUGAACGAUAAAUAUAGAUGUAAGGAAAUUGAUUAAAAAAACGGAUAACAAUAAGCAUUCAAACAACGCUCAAUCAAAUUCUGGCCACCGCAUGCAUGGAUCAAUCCGGAAAAAAGUAUAGCUCUGGCACGAGUGAACGUAACAAACAAGAUAUAUAUGUUUUAUUUUUUUUCUGCGCAAUGUACUUGCGAGUAACGCUAUGCUAGAUAGAGUUGUUGUGGAUCGGUGAGGUAAAAUCGCUAGAACGCAUUUCUUCAUAGUAGAAGCUUGGUCUAUAGCCAUUGAAAUCUUAUUCAGUAUGAAUUUUACUUUUUAGUAUAUUGAAAGCCUACGCAUCGUAUUCGUAUUAUCUCGUGCGGGAGAGGACGCCAAUGUGUUUAUUGCGGAGGAAAAGUCUUUUUUCCAUGCACAUGCAACAUAAUAUGCCUGUAUUUCUUUUUCAAAACAUAGCUUAAUGCCGGCGAGGCGUGGAUAUUCGUUGUGAUGAUUUUUAAAUAUUACGGUUGAAUUCUUUGCUCUAUCAUUUAACGUUUUUGAGUCCAAAUCCAUUUGUGUGAAGUAACAGGAAGAACACCAUUAGAAAUGGUGCCAUGUUUUUUUCGCUUGAACCCUUUUCAAUGCUUCAAGCGUUGGAGUUUUAACGUUCCAAUGCUUUAUCCCUUGCAACGGGACAAUGCCUUAUCGCAUUCAAAGUGCUAAAUGCCAAGAACAUCAUCCUGCCUGUGUCACAUUCAGCACACUUGUUCACGCCGGAAUAGCGCAGGCUAUUCGUAUUUGUAUGAUUGAAGAUAAAUCACGCAAUGAACGGGUAGAUAUCACGACUCGCAGUUCUUACGGUGCAGGGCCGCAUUUACGUUUCUUUGCCUUCCGUUGAAUAUGCAAGGGUAGAGUUGAAUGAAAUAAACCAAAUACAGGGGUGCUUGGAAAAAAGAAGAAAACAGGAGAAGAUCAAAUACCAAAUACCGCUGUCCUACUGAGGAUUGAAUAACAUUGUUCAUGGAACGACGCUCUGCAGACGAGGAAGGACGGUUGAAAAGAUUCCAUUUGAUAUGAAUAAAGUGUGUGUAUUUAUGGUAAGAAAGCAAUAAACUGCAUAACUUGGCGAGAUUAAUCAAUCUGCGCCACGCAAAUCCUGUGAACAAUAAUAAAAUUCACCAAUUAUUAGCUGCUCUAGCUCCGAUAGAUUGCAAGGGUCCUUUCUGCUGUUAUCAUUAGCCAUUUGUAUUGUAAACUAGGAGCAGGCUGGCAAAUGGGGGGGGAAAAACGGCGUGCUUUAUAUUUGUGCCAGGCUCAACAACCAGUUCCAGCUCGCUAACAGAAAGGCAAAAAAAACACAAAACGGUCGGGAAGAAAGCUCUUCUCGCGUGCAUCAAAUGUAACCACCGUAUUGGAGAAUUCAAUCGAGCAGUAUGCAGCAUAUCUACACUGAAUAGAUGAAAAUGGACGAAGCUAUGCAAUGCAAUCGGCGUUGAAAGGCAUCUCCCAAGGGAAAAUGGACAGCCAGCGUCAUAAUGCGCAAUCUUUAAAUCCAAUAAAAUACACGGAAAAGAAUACUAUACCCAAUAUCGAGUCACGCUCAAUAGAAAACCAACUCGUGAUGAAAACAUAAUGAAUAAAUUGUCCCUCGAUACCCGAACGAUGCAAUGCAAUACGUCGGAAGAGCGUAUGCAGUAAUUUUCGCUGUAGAGCAAAACAAAACGUCUUAAAUCGUUGUUAUGAUAUCCAGCGAUAUACAUAUAAUACCGAAUGAAAACGUGCGUAAUAGGGUCGUAGAUAUGCUCUUUUCGUACCGUGCAAGACGGCCGGAUGCUCGGAGACAGCGCUAGUUUCGAUCCCAAAACUGAAAAAACUGUGCUCAAUUUGUUUGACUACGCGAUAAUGGUAAUAAAACGAAAAUUGUCGGUAAAUGUUCCA
This is a messenger RNA of Anopheles nili, 3077 nucleotides long. It is a transcript of the gene RhoGDI, whose product is annotated as rho GDP-dissociation inhibitor 1. The record is from RefSeq and is a predicted model, not a curated record. Gene Ontology annotation, molecular function: Rho GDP-dissociation inhibitor activity; protein binding. Gene Ontology annotation, cellular component: cytosol; membrane; cytoplasm. The transcript has 5 exons. Gene Ontology annotation, biological process: Rho protein signal transduction. The coding region runs from base 185 to 787 and encodes 200 amino acids. Lineage: Eukaryota; Metazoa; Arthropoda; Insecta; Diptera; Culicidae.